ACAUAAAGUUGCCGAUACGCUCACAGUCUCGAAAGCACAGUCUUGCAUUUGGAUUCUAUAUACACGAAGCAUUGCACACACACAUACAAAUUCAGAGUAUGCCGUCGCACAAGUGUCGUGCGCCGUGAACGAGCGACGCGGGGCAUGCGCAGCGCACACGUUGCAGCUUGCAAGCUCGAGUUGGUCGUUGGAGCUGCGCGCACACAGGCACACACGGUAAAGCUGCAAAAAGCUGCGCGCACAGCACUACUCGCUGUGUGCAUGAACUCGAAUAGCCAAAGCAGCCGCAGCCAGAGCAGAAGAAGAAGCAGAAGAAGAGAAGCAGCAGCAGCAGCGGUAGCAGCAGUUAGUGGCCGGGAUCCGUGAGCCUCAGAGCUCGAUGCGGCGGCGCGGCAGCUCUCGCGAAAGGGACAAAAGUGCAGUGCAGUGAGGCAGUGUGAGCAGCAGGAGGGCAGCGGCCGAUAAUCAACACAUCAUGUUUCCCGGCACGUGACGAUGAUGAUACUGCUACUACUAAUACCACUGGACUGUUGUACGGGCCGCCACUCCGGUUUUAUGCGCGAGUGAAAUUAUUUUAUUUUAUUUUUUAUCUCCCCGCAAUUAUAUAUAUAUAUAUAAGUGCAAAUUUUGUCGAGUGUCGGUUGGUGCGUGUGUAAAAGUGAUUGAAGGAGAAAGAAGAGAGUAAAUUAGAAAAAGGAGAAAGCAAAAAAAAAAAGCACCAACGAAUACAGACUCAGGAGUGGCGGUGUGUCUCUCCGUGAGAGAUCGAGGUAGCACUCGAAGAAGAAGAAGGAGAGGAACAAAGAAAAACAACGACGAAACGAAAAAGAAAUAGAUAAAGCAACGGAGUUGUCACGUCUGGGGAAGCUUAGGAGCCUCCGAGGAUGGCGGACAGCGAGGGUGGCUCCGAGCAGGAUGAUGUCUCGUUCCUUCGCACGGAAGACAUGGUGUGUCUUUCGUGCACGGCCACCGGGGAGCGAGUCUGUCUGGCUGCCGAGGGCUUCGGCAAUCGGCACUGCUUCCUCGAGAACAUCGCCGACAAAAACAUACCGCCGGACCUGUCGCAAUGCGUCUUCGUUAUCGAGCAGGCGCUGUCCGUGAGGGCACUGCAGGAGCUCGUCACAGCCGCCGGAUCCGAAACGCAGCAAGAAAGUUUAGGAAAAGGCACCGGUUCCGGACACAGAACGCUGCUCUAUGGCAAUGCCAUACUACUUCGUCAUCUCAACAGCGACAUGUACCUCGCGUGCUUAUCGACGAGUUCGUCGAACGACAAAUUGGCCUUCGACGUCGGUCUACAGGAGCACUCGCAGGGCGAGGCCUGCUGGUGGACCGUGCACCCGGCGUCCAAGCAAAGAUCCGAGGGUGAAAAAGUGCGAGUCGGCGACGACCUCAUCUUGGUGUCGGUCGCCACCGAGAGAUACUUGCAUACAACGAAAGAAAACGACCUGUCGGUGGUCAACGCCUCGUUUCACGUGACCCACUGGUCGGUGCAGCCCUACGGCACCGGCAUCAGUCGCAUGAAGUACGUCGGCUACGUGUUCGGCGGCGACGUGCUGCGAUUCUUCCACGGCGGCGACGAGUGCCUCACGAUACCGUCCACCUGGAGCGACGCGCCUGGACAAAACUUGGUCAUUUACGAGGGCGGAAGCGUAAUGAGCCAGGCGAGAUCGCUGUGGCGCUUGGAGCUGGCCAGAACCAAGUGGGCCGGCGGAUUCAUCAAUUGGCUGCAUCCCAUGAGGAUCAGGCAUCUCACCACCGGCCGCUAUCUCGCCGUCAAGGAAAACAACGAACUUUAUUUGGUCGACAGAAACGAAGCAACCAUCGAGUCGUCCACGUUCUGGUUUCGGCAGGAAAAGGACGAUCAGAAAAUCGUCCUCGAGGACAAGGAUCUCGAGGUCAUCGGUACGGCCAUCAUCAAGUACGGCGACUCGACCGUCAUCAUGCAGCAUGCCACCACGUGCCUAUGGGUUUCGUACAAGUCGUACGAGACGAAGAAGAAGGGAGUGGGCAAGGUCGAGGAGAAGCAAGCCGUGCUCCACGAGGAGGGCAAAAUGGACGACGGCCUGGACUUUUCGCGCUCGCAGGAGGAAGAGUCGAGGACGGCUCGCGUCAUAAGAAAGUGCAGCAGUCUCUUUUCGCAAUUCAUAAGCGGACUGGAGAUGCUGCAGGUGGACCGUCGCGCGUCCAUGUUCUUCCAGAACAUCAAUCUCAACGAGAUGGUGAUGUGCCUCGAGGAUCUGAUCAACUACUUCGCCCAGCCCGAGGACGACAUGGAGCACGAGGAGAAGCAGAAUCGCUUCCGCGCCCUGAGAAACCGUCAGGAUCUGUUCCAGGAGGAGGGCAUACUGAAUCUCAUCCUCGAGGCGAUCGACAAGAUCAACGUGAUCACGUCGCAGGGUCUGCUGGUCGCUCUGUCGGGCGAAGAGACCGGCCAAGCCUGGGACCAGAUCUCCGGCUAUCUGUAUCAGCUGCUGGCCGCCAUAAUCAAGGGCAAUCACACGAAUUGCGCCCAGUUCGCCAACAGCAAUCGUCUCAAUUGGCUGUUCUCGCGUCUGGGCUCGCAGGCCUCGGGCGAGGGCACGGGCAUGCUCGACGUGCUGCACUGCGUCCUCAUCGAUUCGCCGGAGGCGCUCAACAUGAUGCGCGACGAGCACAUCAAGGUCAUCAUAUCGCUGCUGGAGAAGCACGGCCGCGACCCCAAAGUCCUGGACGUGCUGUGCUCGCUGUGCGUGGGCAACGGUGUCGCCGUGCGCUCGUCCCAGAACAACAUCUGCGACUUUCUCCUGCCCGGCAAGAAUCUCCUGCUGCAGACUCAGCUGGUCGAUCACGUGUCGAGCGUCCGGCCCAACAUCUUCGUCGGCCGCGUCGAGGGCUCGUCCCUCUACCAGAAGUGGUACUUCGAGGUCACGGUCGACCACAUCGAGCAGACGACGCACAUGCCGCCCCACCUGAGGAUCGGCUGGGCCAACACGGCGGGCUACACGCCCUAUCCGGGCGGCGGCGAGAAGUGGGGCGGCAACGGAGUGGGCGACGAUCUCUACUCGUUCGGCUACGACGGCUGCUACCUGUGGACGGGCGGCCGCAAGACCCAGGUGAUGGAGCACGAGCGCGUCCCCUACAUACAGAAGGGCGACACGAUCGGCUGCUCGCUCGAUCUCACCGUGCCCAUAAUCGAGUUCAACUUCAACGGGGUGCCGUGCUUCGGCACCUUCCGCGAGUUCAAUCUCGACGGCAUGUUCUUCCCCGCGAUCAGCUGCUCGUCCAAGGUCUCGUGUCGAUUUCUGCUCGGCGGCGAUCACGGCAGGCUGAAGUUCGAGCCGCCGCUGGGCUUCUCGCCGCUGGUGGAGAGCCUGCUGCCCCAGCAGAUACUGUCGCUCGAUCCGUGCUUCUACUUCGGCGACAUGAACAAGGUCGUGCUGGCGGGUCCCUGGUUGAUGGAGGACGACACGGCCUUCGUGCCCUGUCCCGUCGACACGGCCCUGGUCAAUCUACCGCCGCACGUCGAUCAGAUACGCGACAAGCUCGCCGAGAAUCUCCACGAGAUGUGGGCCAUGAACAAGAUCUACGACGGAUGGAUAUACGCGCCCGUCAGGGACGAUCUGUUAAAACAUCAUCCGUGUCUCACCUCGUUCGAUCAGCUGUCGCCGGAGGAGCGCAAAUACGACUCCCAGCUGGCCACCAACAUACUGAAGACCAUCCUGGCGCUGGGCUACUACAUCACGAUGGACAAGCCUCCGGCGAGGAUCAAGCAGUUGAGGUUGGCCGGCGACAGAUUCGGCCAGAGCAAUCGUUACAAACCCGCGCCGCUGGAUCUCACGGCGGUCUCGUUGACCGCCAAGAUGGAGGAGUUGGUCGACCAGUUGGCCGAAAACACGCACAAUCUCUGGGCCAAGGAGAAGAUCGCCGAGGGAUGGACCUACGGACUGAACGAGGACGACGAGAUGAGACGGAGUCCGCAUCUGGUGCCCUACUCCAAAGUGGACGAGGCCAUCAAGACGGAGAACAGGGCGACGGCCAGUCAGGCCGUGAAGACCCUGUUGGUUUACGGAUACAUGUUGGAUCCGCCGACCGGAGAGCAGCACGAAGCCCUGCUGCUCGAGGCGAGCCGUCAGCGUCAAUUGCUGUUCCGUACGUAUCGCGUGGAGAAGCAUUACGCCGUCUCCUCGGGCAAGUGGUACUUCGAGUUCGAGGUGAGGACCGCCGGUCCCAUGAGGGUCGGCUGGGCCAAGGCCGACUGCGCGCCCGGCAACAUGCUCGGCAACGACGAGAACACCUGGGCUUUCGACGGAUACAACGAGGAAAAAGUUUACUCGGGCACAUCCGAGUCUUUCGGUAAACAGUGGCAGGUUAACGAUGUCGUCGGUGUAUUCUUGGAUCUUAUUGACAAAACCAUUAGUUUCUCCUUGAACGGUGAAUUAUUGAUGGACGCCCUCGGCGGCGAGACGUCGUUCGCCGACGUCCAGGGCGAGGCGUUCGUACCAGCUUUCACGUUGGGUGUCGGCCAGAAGGCAAAGCUUACUUUUGGCCAGGACGUCAACACUCUCAAGUACUUUACCACCUGUGGAUUGCAAGAGGGCUACGAGCCUUUCUGCGUCAACAUGAAUCGGCCCGUCACCUUCUGGUACACGAAGGACCAACCGAUCUUCGAGAACACGGACGACAUGGCCGACACUCGCAUCGACGUCGCCCGCAUACCCGCCGGCUCCGACACUCCGCCCUGCCUCAAGAUCUCGCACAACACCUUCGAGACCAUGGAGAAGGCCAACUGGGAAUUUCUCCGGCUCUCGCUGCCCAUCAUCUGCCAGUCGAGCUUCGUCAGCGAGUACGAGAAGGCCCAGCGCUGGCAGGAGAUCAAGUCGCGCCAGCAGAGGCUGUACCAGGACCAGCUGGAGGCCGCGGCGGCCCACCCGGGCAGCCCCUCGGCCCAGCAGCAGUCGGCCAACAUCGAGCAGAUACUGCGCUCGGGCUUCAGCAUGAGCGACAUCAAAGGAAUGACCGACUCGAUGGACGUGGACGAGGUCAUGCGAGAGUCGCCGCUGCCGAUGAAGCGGGGCAAGCAGCAGCAGCCGCCGAGACCGCCGAGGCGUGGCUCCAUGUCCGGCUCGAAGAAUCUCAUCGACAGCGACGGAGAGGGCGACGGGACGGACGGCAAGGACGCCGACAAGAAGAAACGCGGCAGGUCGCCCUUCCGCCGCCCUAGCGAAGAGAUGGAGCUUAUUAUCACUGAUUUCUUCUCCCGAAAGGACAAAGCAAAAGCACGAACUCCGGAGCCACUGGCGCGCGGCGAAACCGAGAGAAUCGCCAGACCGGCGCCGGUCGCGAGCAAAGGACCGAGAUCGGCGACGGUCCGCGCGCAGGAAACGACACCGUUGACGCCCGAGAUGAAAAUCGUGCCACCCGCCAUCCCCGAGCGAAGCGCGCCCAAGAACAUGUCGGUGAAUCUGUCGGGCUCGGGGGUCGAGUCGAUCGGCAACGAGAUCUACGACGCCGAGUGCCUCAAGCUCAUGAACGAGUACUUUUACGGCGUGCGCAUAUUCCCCGGACAGGACCCGACCCACGUCUACGUCGGCUGGGUGACGUCGCAGUACCACUUGCACUCGAAGGAGUUCAACCUGUCGAAGGUCCGCAAAGCGUCGGUCAGCGUUAUAAGCCACGAGGGCGUAUUGAUCGAAGAGGUAAAUCGCCAGAGCUGCUACAUGGUGCGAGCCGACGAGCUGUACAACGAGGUGACCCAAGACGCGUCGGGCAAAGGCGCCAGCCAGGGUAUGUUCAUCGGCUGCUUCGUCGACACGGCCACGGGUCUGGUCUCCUUCACCUGCGAGGGCAAAGAAACUUCCCGCAAAUUCGUCAUGGAGCCCGACACCAAACUCUUCCCGGCGAUCUUCGUCGAGGCCACCAGCAAAGAGAUCCUGCAGAUCGAGCUCGGCCGCACCUCGACCACGCUGCCGCUGUCGGCGGCCGUGCUUCAGUCCUCGGAGCGACACGUGAUACCGCAAUUCCCGCCGAGGCUGAAGGUGCAGUGCCUGAAGGCCCACCAGUGGGCCAGGGUGCCGAAUCAGUCGCUACAGAUACACGCCCUGAAGCUGUCCGACAUCAGGGGCUGGUCGAUGCUGUGCGAGGACGCCGUGUCCAUGCUGGCGCUGCACAUACCCGAGGAGGACAGGUGCAUAGAUAUUCUGGAGCUCAUCGAGAUGGACAAGAUGCUUAGUUUCCAUUCGCACACUUUGACCCUCUACGCCGCUCUGUGCUAUCAAUCGAAUUAUCGAGCGGCCCACGCGCUCUGCCAGCACGUCGAUCAGAAGCAACUGCUCUACGCCAUCCGGGCCGAAUACAUGUCGGGCCCGCUGAGGCAAGGAUUUUACGAUCUGCUCAUAUCGCUUCAUUUGGAGUCCCACGCGACGACCAUGGAGGUCUGCAAGAACGAGUACAUCAUCCCGUUAGGUCAAGAGCUGAAAGAUUUGUACGAGCAGGACGAGAUGCGUCACAGCUUGAGAUAUCUCGAAACCGAGUCCGUAAGACCGCAAAUGAAAAUGAGCGACAUCAGCGAGACGCAGAGCAUAGAGAACAUAAAAAAUCUCUACAGUCCGUUCUUCCCCUUGAGCGUAGUCCGAGAUUACGUGAUGAUGGCACUCAACGAAGCCGUGGAAAUUAAUCAAGUGCACAACAGAGAUCCGAUCGGUGGCAGCAACGAAAAUCUAUUCUUGCCACUGAUAAAACUCGUAGACCGACUACUUCUAGUUGGUAUGCUGAGAAACGACGACGUACAAAAAUUGCUCGUUAUGAUUCAUCCCGAAACUUGGGAUCCCACCUUUGAUAAGGAAGGCAAAGACGAGCACAGAAAGGGACUCCUCCACAUGAAAAUGGCCGAAGGCGCCAAACUGCAGAUGUGCUACCUGCUCCACCACCUGUGCGACAUUCAACUGCGCCACCGAGUCGAAUCGCUGAUCGCCUUCAGUCACGACUUCGUCGGCGAUCUCCAAGCUGAUCAGCUGCGCCGCUACAUCGAGAUCAAGCAGUCGGAUCUGCCCUCGGCCGUGGCCGCCAAGAAGACACGCGAGUUCCGCUGCCCGCCGCGCGAACAGAUGAACUCCAUACUGAGCUUCAAGAACAUGGAGGACGACGAUCCGGACAAUCAACCCUGCGGCGAGGAUCUGAUCGUGAAGAUGCGCGACUUUCACGACAAUCUGAUGAAGUUCGUGAGCUUGCACGCGCUGCAGGAGGCCGAGGAGGCCGCGGCCAACGAGGACGAGACGGAGAAGGCCGGCCCGAUCAAGAAGCUCAUGAAUUUCAUUCAUCACGUGAAAGAACUGGAAGAGGAUCCGAAACCGGAAGUCGAACCGGAGAAAAAGACACCCGAGGAGAUAUUCAGAAAAGUACUGAUAGCCACGAUCGUAAGCUGGGCCGAGGAGGCUCAAAUCGAAACUCCCAAAUUGGUUCGCGAAAUGUUCAGCUUGUUGGUACGACAGUACGACACCGUGGGCGAGCUCAUUCGCGCCCUCGAGAAGACCUACAUCACGAACAACAAAACCAAAGUCGACGUCGCCGAGAUGUGGAUCGGUCUGAGUCAGAUCCGAGCCCUGCUGCCCGUGCAGAUGUCUCAGGAGGAGGAGGCGCUCGUCCGCGAGCGACUCUGGAAGCUCGUGAACAAUCACACGUUCUUCCAGCAUCCGGAUCUGAUACGAGUGCUGCGCAUCCACGAGAACGUCAUGGCCAUCAUGAUCAAUACCCUCGGCAGACGAGCCCAAGCUCAGUCGGACGCCCAGGCCCAGGCUCAGGCCGUGGAGGGAGGCGGCGAGGCACCGGCCAAGGAGAAGGACACGUCCCACGAGAUGGUCGUGGCCUGCUGUCGCUUUCUCUGCUACUUCUGCCGGACGUCGCGACAGAAUCAGAAGGCCAUGUUCGAUCACUUCGACUUCCUGCUGGAGAACAGCAAUAUUCUGCUGUCGAGGCCGUCGCUCAGAGGCUCCACCCCGUUGGACGUGGCUUACUCCUCGCUGAUGGAAAACACCGAGCUGGCCUUGGCUCUACGCGAGCAUUAUUUGGAAAAGAUCGCCAUCUACCUGUCGCGUUGCGGUCUGCAAUCCAACUCGGAACUGGUCGAGAAGGGAUAUCCGGAUUUGGGAUGGGAUCCGGUCGAGGGCGAGCGUUAUCUCGACUUUUUGCGAUUCUGCGUCUGGGUCAACGGCGAGAGCGUCGAGGAGAACGCCAAUCUGGUCAUCAGGCUGUUGAUCAGACGACCCGAGUGUUUGGGUCCAGCCUUGAGAGGCGAGGGAGAAGGCCUAUUGAGAGCCAUCAUCGACGCCAAUAAACUUUCGGAGAAGAUCGCCGAUCUGCAGAAGAACAGCGACGUCGACGGAUACCUGCCGUACGAGCAUCCACUGCCCGAAUCGGACGAGGACGAGGAUUACAUCGACACCGGUGCGGCCAUUCUCAACUUCUAUUGCACCUUGGUAGAUUUAUUGGGCAGAUGCGCCCCCGACUCGUCGGUGAUCGAGCAGGGCAAGAACGAGUCGCUGCGAGCUCGGGCCAUUCUGCGCUCCCUCGUGCCUCUGGACGAUCUGCAGGGAGUGCUGUCGCUGAGAUUCACCCUGCUGAAUCCGGCGGCCGGCGAGGCCAGACCCAAGAGCGACACGCCCUCGGGCCUGAUACCCUCGCACAAGCAGAGCAUCGUCCUGUUCCUGGAGCGCGUCUACGGCAUCGAGACCCAGGAGCUGUUCUUCAAGCUGCUCGAGGAGGCCUUCCUGCCGGAUCUGAGGGCGGCCACGAUGCUCGACAGGAACGACGGCUACGAGUCCGACAUGGCCCUGGCCAUGAAUCGAUACAUCGGCAACAGCAUACUGCCGCUGCUGAUCAAGCACGCCAAGUUCUACAGCGAGGCGGACAAUUACGCGAGUCUGCUGGACGCCACCCUGCACACGGUUUACAGGUUGAGCAAGAACAGGAUGUUGACCAAGGGACAGCGCGAGUCGGUGUCGGACUUUUUGGUGGCGCUGACGAGCCAGAUGCAGCCGAGCAUGCUGCUGAAGCUGCUGAGAAAGUUGACCGUCGACGUCUCGGCCCUGUCGGAGUACACGACCGUCGCGUUGAGACUGCUGACCCUGCACUACGAUCGCUGCGGAAAGUACUACGGCUCGACGAGCAGCCAGAGCCUCUACGGGGCCUCGAGCGACGAGGAGAAACGCCUGACCAUGGUGCUGUUCAGCAACAUCUUCGACUCGCUCUCGAAGAUGGACUACGAUCCGGAGCUGUUCGGCAAGGCGCUGCCGUGUCUCACGGCCAUCGGCUGCGCCUUGCCGCCCGAUUACACGCUGUCGAAGAAUUACGACGACGAGUGGUACGGCACCAAGUCGGCCUCGGCGCAAUCGCCCGACGGACCUUACAAUCCUCAGCCGAUCAAUACGUCCAAUCAAAAUCUCACCAACGACCUGAACUCGAUAGUGCAAAAGUUCUCGGAACAUUAUCACGACGCUUGGGCCAGCAGAAAAUUGGAGAACGGCUGGACUUACGGCGAAUCCUGGUCCGACGUGAACAAGACUCAUCCACGACUGAAGCCGUACAACACCUUGAGCGAGAUGGAGAGGGAGCGUUACAAGGAUCCGGUGAGGGAGAGUUUGAAGGCCCUGCUGGCCAUCGGUUGGAGCGUCGAGCACGCGGAAUUGGACGUACCAUCGACGAGUCGCAAUUCGUUGAGACGAUCGUCCAAGAGUGCCGUAAGUUUCAUCGGGCUCGUUGCGAAUUCAGCUUUUACUUUUGCAAUUAACAUAUUUACCUUCCAGGGCGACGGUACGAGUCCUUACAACUACAAUCCGCACCCGGUAGACAUGACGAAUUUGACGCUCAGCCGAGAGAUGCAAAACAUGGCCGAACGACUGGCCGACAACGCCCACGACAUCUGGGCGAAAAAGAAGAAGGAGGAGCUGCUGACCAACGGCGGCGGUAUUCAUCCUCAGCUGGUACCCUACGACUUGCUCACCGACAAAGAGAAGAAGAAGGAUCGCGAGAGAUCCCAGGAAUUCCUCAAGUACCUGCAGUACCAGGGCUACAAGCUGCACAAGCCGAAUCGCGGCGGCGACCAGGAGCUGGCCGGGGCCGGGGCCGCGGUCGAGCUGCGCUUCGCCUACUCGCUCAUGGAGAAGCUCAUCGCCUAUCUCGACAAGGCCACCAUCAACAUGAAGAUCCUCAAGCCGUCCGACACGUUCUCGCGUCGCAACAGCUUCCGCACGCCCACCCGCGACAUCAAGUUCUUCAGCAAGGUCGUGCUGCCCCUCAUCGAGAAGUACUUCAGCACCCAUCGCAAUUACUUCAUCGCCGUGGCGACCGCGACGAACAACGUCGGGGCCGCCUCGCUCAAGGAGAAGGAGAUGGUCGCGGCCAUGUUCUGCAAGCUCGCGAGCCUGCUGCGCUCGAGGCAGACGGCCUUCGGCGCCGACAUACGCAUAAGCGUGCGAUGCCUCCAGGUGCUGGUCAAGAGCAUCGACGCCAAGUCCUUGACCAAGAAUUGCCCCGAGUUCAUACGCACGUCCAUGCUGACGUUCUUCAACAAUACGGCCGAGGAUCUGGGCCACACGAUAUUCUAUCUGCAGGAGGGCAAGAACAGCCAUCUGCGUGGUACGCACCUGAAGACGUCCGCCUCGUUGAGCUACAUCAACGGCAUAGUACUGCCCACUCUCACGGCCAUGUUCGACCACUUGGCCGCCUGCGAAUACGGGAGCGAUUUGUUGCUGGACGAGAUUCAAGUGGCCUCGUACAAGAUGCUGGCGUCUCUCUACACGCUCGGCGUCGACUCGACUCUGCCCCGCGAUCGCAAAUACCUCAAGACUGAAAUCGAGCGCAACAAGCCGAAUCUCGGCUCGUGCCUCGGCGCAUUUGCCAGCUGCUUCCCGGUGGCCUUCCUCGAGCCCCAGCUCAACAAGCACAAUCCCUACUCGCUCGCCAAUCGCAUCGCCGAUCAUUCCUUGGAGGCGCAGGACAUCAUGUCGCGCAUGGAGUCGAGCAUGCCCAAUCUCGAGGCGAUCCUCGGCGAGGUCGACCAGUUCGUCGAGUCCGACAAGACUUACGCGGACGCGCCGCACGUGGUGGACGUCAUACUGCCGCUGCUCUGCGCUUACCUGCCGUUCUGGUGGGCCCAGGGGCCGGACAACGUCAACGCCCAGGACGGCAAUUACAUCAGCAUGGUGACGAGCGAGCACAUGAAUCAGCUGCUGAAGAACGUGCUGAAGCUCAUCAAGAAGAACAUCGGUAACGAAAAUGCGCCGUGGAUGACGAGGAUAGCCGCGUACACGCAGCAGAUCAUCAUCAACUCCUCCGAGGAGCUGUUGAAGGAUCCGUUCUUGCCGUUGGCCGAGAGGGUGAGGAAGCGCACCGACAACAUGUUCCACAAGGAGGAGUCGAUGAGAGGAUUCUUGAAAUCGUCGACCGACGACACGUCCCAAGUCGAGGCUCAGAUCCAGGAAGACUGGCAGCUGCUCGUUCGCGACAUUUAUUCCUUCUAUCCACUGCUCAUCAAGUACGUGGAUCUGCAGAGGAAUCACUGGCUGAGAGACAACAUCUCCGAAGCCGAGGAUCUGUACAAUCACGUCGCUGCGAUAUUCAAUACCUGGUCAAAGUCGCAGUACUUCCUCAAAGAGGAGCAGAACUUCAUCUCGGCCAACGAGAUCGACAACAUGGUGCUGAUAAUGCCAACGGCGACGAGGCGACCCGCCGCGGUUUCCGAAGGCGCCGCGCCCGUGGGCGGCGGCAAAAAGAAGAAGAAACACCGCGACAAGAAACGCGACAAGGACAAGGAGAUACAGGCCUCCCUGAUGGUGGCUUGUUUGAAGAGAUUGCUGCCGGUGGGUCUGAAUCUGUUCGCCGGCAGGGAGCAAGAGCUGGUGCAGCACUGCAAGGAUCGAUUCCUGAAGAAGAUGUCGGAGCAGGAGAUCGCCGAGUUCGCCAAGACUCAGCUGACUCUGCCGGACAAGAUCGAUCCGGGCGACGAGAUGUCUUGGCAGCAUUAUUUAUAUUCGAAAUUGGGACAGCAGAAGGAGAUAAUAGAGGCGGUGCCCGGAGCCAAACCGGCCCAGGUCGACGACGUGGUGGCUCGCAUCACCGACAUGGCUAAAGUACUUUUUGGACUUCACAUGAUAGAUCAUCCACAGCAACAAAGCAAAAGCCAGUAUCGCUCAGUGGUAUCCAUACAGCGGAAGCGAGCUGUCAUCGCUUGCUUCCGGCAACUGUCCCUACAUUCCUUGCCCAGGCAUCGAGCUAUCAAUAUUUUCGUGAGAACGUAUUACGAGCUCUGGCUUCAAGAUGAAAAUGUCGGGCAAGAAGUCAUGAUCGAAGAUUUAACACAAACGUUCGAGGACGCCGAGUCGAAAAAGACGGACAGCGAAGAGGUCGAGGGUAAAUCCGACCCGCUGACGCAACUGGUGACGACGUUCUGCCGCGGCGCAAUGACCGAGAGAUCCGGGGCGCUUCAAGAGGACCCACUUUACAUGAGCUACGCUCAGAUCAUUUCCAAGUCUUGCGGCGAGGAGGAGGAGGAGGGCGACGAGGAGGGUGGCGGCGAGGAAGAGGGCGGCGCAUCGAUUCACGAGCAAGAGAUCGAGAAGCAAAAGCUCCUGUUCAAUCAAGCCCGCUUGGCGGAUCGCGGCGUCGCCGAGAUGGUGCUCCUCCACAUAUCGGCCUGCAAGGGCAUACCCAGCGAGAUGGUGAUGAAGACGCUGCAGCUCGGCAUUUCCAUACUGCGCGGCGGCAACAUCGACAUCCAGCGCGGCAUGCUCAAUCAUCUCAAGGAGAAGAAGGACGUGGGCUUCUUCACGUCCAUCGCCGGACUGAUGAACAGCUGCAGCGUGCUGGAUCUCGACGCGUUCGAGCGCAACACCAAGGCCGAGGGCCUGGGAGUGGGCGCCGACGGGGCCGCCGGCGAGAAGAACAUGCACGACGCCGAGUUCACCUGCGCCCUCUUCCGAUUCAUUCAGUUGACUUGCGAGGGUCACAAUUUAGACUGGCAAAAUUAUCUGAGAACGCAGGCGGGUAACACGACCACCGUGAACGUGGUCAUCUGCACGGUCGAUUAUCUGCUGCGGCUCCAGGAGUCCAUAAUGGACUUUUACUGGCACUACUCGAGCAAGGAGCUCAUCGAUCCGGCCGGCAAGGCCAAUUUCUUCAAAGCCAUCGGGGUCGCGAGUCAGGUGUUCAACACGCUGACCGAGGUCAUUCAGGGCCCCUGCGCCCAGAAUCAACAGGCGCUGGCCCACUCGAGGUUGUGGGACGCCGUGGGAGGCUUUCUCUUCCUGUUCUCGCACAUGCAGGACAAACUGUCCAAGCACUCGAGUCAGGUGGAUCUGCUGAAGGAGCUGCUGAAUCUGCAGAAGGACAUGAUCACGAUGAUGCUGUCGAUGUUGGAGGGUAACGUCGUCAACGGGACGAUCGGAAAGCAGAUGGUCGACACACUGGUCGAGUCGGCGAGCAACGUCGAGCUCAUUCUCAAGUACUUCGACAUGUUCCUCAAACUGAAGAGUCUGGUGUCGUCGGCCUUCGCCGAUGCGGACGAUGGCUGGGUGUAUCCGAAAGAUUUCAAAGAGAAGAUGGAACAGACGAAAAAUUACAGCGAAGAGGAGAUGGAGUUCUUGCUCGCCUGCUGCGAAACGAAUCACGACGGCAAAAUCAACUACAUCGCCUUCAUGGAGCGCUUCCACGAGCCCGCCAAGGAGAUCGGCUUCAAUCUCGCCGUACUCCUCACCAAUCUGUCCGAGCACAUGCCGAACGAGCCGCGCCUGGCUCGCUUCCUCGAGACGGCCGGCUCCGUCCUGAACUACUUCGAGCAGUUCCUGGGCCGCAUCGAGAUCCUCGGCAGCAACAAGCGCAUCGAGCGCGUCUACUUCGAGAUCAAGGAGUCCAACAUCGAGCAGUGGGAGAAGCCGCAGAUCAAGGAGUCGAAGCGCGCCUACUUUUACAACACCGUCGUGGACUCGGACGAGAAGGAGAAGCUCGAGACGUUCAUCAAUUUCUGCGAGGACGCCAUCUUCGAGAUGCAGCACGCCAGCGCCUUGAUGGCCGUGGAGGAGAGCGGUGGUGGCGGCAAAGCCAAGGACACCUCGUACACCUACAUGACCGACGAGGACGAGGACAAGAAGGAUCCGAUCAGGCGAAAGAUUCAGGCCUUCAAGGACGGAAUCUACUACUUCUUCUCCAUAUUCUCGCCGUCCAACAUAAAGACCAAGAUAGGCGAGCUCCAUCAGAUGUCGUACUUGGAAAUCUGCUUGGGAUUCAUCAAGACGAUAUUCCUCGCCUUCUAUUGGUCCGGUUUCGGGGUCACCAGCGUCAUCGCCUACUUCUUGAAUCUACUGCUGAGUCUGAUGAGAGGACCCACGCUCGAGGAGCCCAUCGUCGAGGCCAAGGAGGAGGACAUCAGGACGUCGCGGCAUCUGCCGGCACUGCCACCCACGCCGGACGAGUCCAACAUGCAGGUCCAGGCUUUCGGCAUGGACAUAACCAAGGAGGAGGGCCAGGUGAAGCUGUCGGCGCACGAAUCGCCGACCGGUGGUUCGCCGCAAGCCGGCAGUAUGGAGGAGUCGGGCGAGGGCGCCAACGAGGAGGGCACCGGUGAAGAAAGGGCUCUGGACGGUGGUGACGACGCAGCUGGUCCACUGGCCGAUUUACUUGGAGGCAAGCAAGCUCGCAUGCAAGCCCUGGCUGACGCCGAGGCCGUGGCCGUGCAGCAAGCGGCCAUGCUCGCGGUGGAGGCCGAAUCGAAGCAGGAAUCCACGGUCGAGCCGUCGGCCGCCUCGUCGAUGAACCUCAGCGAGUACAGUCAUCGUCUGGUCUCGUUCCUGGCCCGAAACUUUUACACGCUCAAGUACGCCGCGCUGGUGCUGGCCUUCCUCAUCAAUUUCAUGCUUCUGUUCUACAAAGUCACCGAGGUCCACGCCGAGAAGCUCGACGAGCUGGACGACCCGACGGAGAGCGGCCUCGGCGGCGGCGGCGUCAGCAGCGCCGAGAUACUCGAGGGCAUAGUGAACGACAUAGCGAACGGCACGGCCUUCGAGGGUUCCGGCGAGUUCGGGCUGGAAUUCGAGGAGGGCGGCGAAGGCGACGGCAGCGAGGAGGAGGAGGACGUCGAGGAGUUCGUCGAGGUCUCGGACGAGUUCAUCUUCAUUGCCUACCUCAUGAGGAUCAUGGCCGCCUGGCACUCGCUCAUAUCCUUGGCCAUGCUCGUCGCUUACUACCAUCUCAAAGUCCCGUUGGCCAUAUUCAAGCGCGAGAAGGAGAUCGCCCGGACGGUCGAGUUCGACGGCCUCUACAUCGUCGAGCAGCCCGGCGACUACGACUUCAAGUCCAACUGGGACAAGCUGGCGAUCUCGGCCAAGACCUUCCCCGUCAAUUACUGGGACAAGUUCAUCAAGAAGAAGGUGCGACAGAAGUACAGCGACACCUACGACUACGAGAUGAUCAACAAUCUGCUGGGCAUGGACAAGACCUCGUCGUUCAUUCAGGAGGAGGAGGGCUCGGGUCUGGUGCACUACAUAAUGAACAUCGACUGGAGGUAUCAGCUGUGGAAAGCCGGUGUCACGAUAACGGACAACUCCUUCCUCUACAGCUUGUUCUACUUUAUUUUCUCCAUCCUCGGCAACUACAACAACUUCUUCUUCGCCGCUCACUUACUUGAUGUGGCGGUCGGUUUCAAGACUCUGCGCACCAUCUUGCAAUCCGUAACGCACAACGGCAAACAACUCGUCCUCACGGUCAUGUUAUUGACCAUCGUCGUGUACAUAUACACCGUGAUUGCCUUCAAUUUCUUCAGGAAGUUUUACAUACAAGAGGAGGACGACGAGGUGGACAAAAAGUGUCACGACAUGAUGACGUGUUUCGUGUUUCACUUGUACAAGGGAGUCAGAGCCGGUGGUGGUAUCGGUGACGAGAUCGGCGAACCCGACGGCGACGUUUACGAAGUUUAUCGAAUAAUGUUCGACAUUACUUUCUUCUUCUUCGUCAUUGUCAUUUUGCUGGCUAUCAUUCAAGGUUUGAUCAUCGAUGCUUUUGGUGAGCUUCGUGAUCAACUCGAAAGCGUCAAGACCAACAUGGAGAGCAACUGCUUCAUUUGCGGACUCGGGAAGGAUUAUUUCGACGCGGUUCCGCACGGGUUCGAUACCCACGUACAGCAGGAGCAUAAUCUUGCGAAUUACAUGUUCUUCCUCAUGCAUCUGAUCAAUAAACCGGACACGGAGCACACGGGUCAGGAGACGUACGUGUGGAAGAUGUAUCAGCAAAGGUGCUGGGACUUUUUCCCCGUGGGCGACUGCUUCCGCAAGCAGAACGAGGCCGGCGAGGACGAAGCCAAGAAGAAAUAAGGCCCCGACGCACGACUGUAAUUAUUCGGUUCAAUUUUUGCUACCUUGGCUAUUUUUCUGAAUCUCGUCUCUGUGAGAGAAGAGGAAUUGAGAAAAAUUGCCGAGAAAACGAGAUACAGCGUCGUUCGGAAAACAAAACUGAGUUAAUUCGUUAACUUAAUUUUUACAGAUAUAAGUCUAUUGAGAAAAAAAAUCAUUUUUGUAUAUUAUCAAAGCAAGAAGCUAUGAUACAAAUAUAAUAUAUAUUUUUCGCCGACGCUUUUUUUCAGUGUAAAGAACUUUUAUUGAUUGGACUGCUGCUUCGGUUAACUGAAUAACGAGUAUAAAGUUAUUUUUCCAUCUUUGUAAAAGUUGUAGUUAUUACUCACACCGAAGCGAGUACGUGAUAAUUAUCAUGGUAAAUGAUGAUAAUGAUUU
Molecule: messenger RNA, 16748 nt
Organism: Trichogramma pretiosum
Lineage: Eukaryota; Metazoa; Arthropoda; Insecta; Hymenoptera; Trichogrammatidae
Gene: RyR
Product: ryanodine receptor
Exons: 38
Coding region: 885-16331 (5148 amino acids)
Biological process (GO): intracellular calcium ion homeostasis; calcium ion transmembrane transport
Cellular component (GO): smooth endoplasmic reticulum; Z disc; calcium channel complex
Molecular function (GO): ryanodine-sensitive calcium-release channel activity; protein binding
Source: RefSeq, a predicted model, not a curated record